AAAACCAACUUUAUCACUCAUGUACAAGGAAAAUUUUAACAAUCACUAAGUAUUAUAUUACUUGUACUACUGGAAAAAAUUUGAAGGAUAAUUUGAAGGGGGUAUGUCUUGUUUACUUUUCAUUACAGGGCUAUCUGUCAAAUCCUAACAACAGCCAAAAUUUAACAUUUUUCAGUAUUUUUGUGCUGAAUUAAAAAAAACAUGAAUGCAAUGAUUAAAAAAGGAUAGAAAGUUCUAAAAGAAAUGGUAUGAUUUUCUAGUUGUUAAGGCAAUUUCCCAUGUUGAAACAUAACAUUUUUAAAAUGAAAAUCCGUAUUUUAAAUGGGCUAUCUCUUUAAUGGCAAGUUCUGUGUUUUUUAGCUUUUCUCAAUAUUUUUAGAUGACGGAAAGUUUUUCAAAGCGAAAAUUAAUUUGUAAAGAUCUAUAUGGAUAUUUAUUAACUCUUCCACCAAGUAUUUUGGAUGGCUUAUAUGACCACCCUUUUACAUGUUUGGCUGUAUUCAGAGGUUUACCAGAACUUGCAAAGCAUUAUGUUAUGAGAACAUUAUUCACAGAGCAAUCACUUCCAGACACCUUUGUUUCAGCUUGGUGUAAAACUGAUCAAAUGAAACUGCACGAGUUAGCUCUGUCUCGUUUAAAGGGUUUAAAAAUUUGGACAGUUGUUAAUACUGGCUCUUCGUCCAUUCGAUACGAAAUGAAUCGGUUUUUCAGACAAAACUUAAAGAUUGGUUUAUGUGGCGGUGAUAUUGUCGAAGAAGAACCACUGAAAACAGUUGAAGAGAAGCAUGCUCGCGAUGUUGAUUUCUUAGAUAAAUAUUCCAAAGAAAGAUGGGAGUGUGUGUUAUACUACAUGACAGGAUCACAAAUGGGUGCAAAUGCCGGUGUAAGUGAAGAUGUUGCACGAGUUUUAAUUAAUUCUGGUUUAUUAAAAUUUGAUGUGAAAGAACAAUCAACUUCUAUUACUUCUGCAGGGUUUCAGUUCUUACUGCUUGAUACAUCUUCACAAGUUUGGUACUUCAUGUCGCAACAUUUAGACUCAAAAGAAGGUUCGGCGUUAGUUGAAUGCCUUUCCUUUUUAUUCCAAAUCAGUUUUUCUGUCCUUGGGAAAGAUUAUAAUGUUAAGAAUUUAACUUCAGAUCAGUUCAGCUUUCUGCAGUUAUUACGAGAAAUUGGUCUUGCCUAUCAACGCAAGCGAAAGUCAAAGCGUUUCUACCCUACUAGACUGGCAAUAAAUCUUGGAACAGCUGUGACUGCGAAUGUUAGCACUUCUCAAAGUUUAGGUUACUUGAUGGUUGAGACAAAUUACAGAGUUUAUGCUUAUACGGAUUCGAUAUUGCAAAUAGCAUUGAUAAGUUUAUUUACAGAAAUAAAAUGUCGUUUUCCAGAAUUCACGGUAGGAGUUUUAAGUCGCCAAAGUGUGCAACAAGCAUUGUCAUGUGGUAUUUCAGCCAAUCAAAUCAUAGAUUUUUUAAGAACUAGAGCUCACCCACAGAUGCGGAAUCAUACACCAGUUUUACCGCCAACUAUAACUGAUCAAAUAAAACUAUGGGAGAUGGAGAGAGACCGUUUACGGUAUACUGAAGGUGUUUUGUAUAAUCAGUUCCUCUCACAAACCGAUUUUGAAAUGCUUCGAAAGUUUGCAGAAGGAAAAGGCGUGCUUUUGUGGGCAAACAAUGCUAAACGAUUAAUGGUGGUUUCGAAGGAUGGCCACGAUGAUGUAAAAAAGUAUUGGAAAAAAAAUAAACCAUCUUGAAAUUGCUCUUAUUUAAUCUUUUUUCACGAUUUUAUUUAGCUUUUUUUCUGUUCUGUUUUUGUAUUUAGUUUUGUUACUUAAAUUGCAGCAGUUUUGUAGGCAGGUAAAAAAGUUUUUUUAUACAACUGACAGAUAUAGGGUUUUGCAAAAAUGAAAAAUUUGUAGAGGUAUUUAAAUUGUAGCAAAUUAUACGAAGAUUAUUUAUUACAAAAAUGACUUGUUGUGCUUUAGUUAG
This is a messenger RNA of Hydractinia symbiolongicarpus, 1988 nucleotides long. Its product is annotated as general transcription factor IIH subunit 4-like. Bases 380 to 1753 code for a protein of 457 amino acids. The record is from RefSeq and is a predicted model, not a curated record. The transcript has a single exon. Gene Ontology annotation, biological process: nucleotide-excision repair. Gene Ontology annotation, cellular component: transcription factor TFIIH holo complex; transcription factor TFIIH core complex. NCBI's taxonomy places the organism in Eukaryota, Metazoa, Cnidaria, Hydrozoa, Anthoathecata, Hydractiniidae. Gene Ontology annotation, molecular function: double-stranded DNA binding; ATPase activator activity.